Molecule: messenger RNA, 2625 nt
Organism: Haliotis rubra (blacklip abalone)
Lineage: Eukaryota; Metazoa; Mollusca; Gastropoda; Lepetellida; Haliotidae
Product: E3 ubiquitin-protein ligase TRIM56-like
Exons: 2
Coding region: 483-1112 (209 amino acids)
Biological process (GO): positive regulation of DNA-templated transcription
Cellular component (GO): nucleoplasm; chromatin
Molecular function (GO): zinc ion binding; ubiquitin-protein transferase activity
Source: RefSeq, a predicted model, not a curated record
UCAACACCGGCUGGACGAUUUGAACAAUGUGUCAAACCUGUUGAGACAAGGCUUAAUCUGACGUCGAUAGUACUCAACACGCACAUUAAGAAGUCAAGACUCCAGUUAGCCUCUGCAUAUACGUUUCUCCAUGCAGGUAUGUACACCUGUUCAAAGUCUGAUGACAUGUGAAGCAAUAUGGCGUCAAUAUCGACACCAGGAAAAAUACCGGUACCUCAUGAAGACAUCACUUGUAGGCUGUGCCAACAGCCGUUAUCCUCCCCAAACUUUUGACGUGUCUCCAUUCAUUCUGUCAGCUAUGUAUUGAAGAACGGCUUACUACCGAGGGCGGUGGGCAUGUCUUCCAAUGCCCUCUGUGUAGGCAUAAAACUCGGCUACCAACGAAAUCAGCGAGCUCUCUAACAACCAACUUCUACAUACUGGGACGUCAGAGGGUGUAUGCUUGUCGCACACCACAGGCCUCUAAUUGUGUGGUUUGUUCAAUGAAAGGCGACUUUUGUGAAACCACUCGCCAUUGCCUGGAUUGUGGCGACAAACUUUGUGAAACAUGCUCAAUGAGACAUAACUCUUCAACUCUGACAGCGACACAUCGAGUGGUCUCCCUUGAUGAGAUCAAAGAUGGCCUGUUUGACAGACAUAUUCAACAGGAGGAAGAACCGGUUUGCGAAAAACAUUGCGAAUGUUUGGUCAUUUUCUGUAAAACGUGUUCAGAGGCAUUAUGUGUUCAGUGUGUUGUUGCUGAACACAUGGAACACCAGUUCGAGAUGGUGGAUGAAACCGUAGCAAAAGUACGCCAGUCACUGAAACAGACACUGUCAAAAGUGACUUCCAACUUUCAGGAUUCUCUCAAAUCACUGCAAGCAGAGAUGGAUGAGUUAAACAAAGAGGAAGAAAUAUUUGUGAGUGAACUGACUUCAUCAGUUGCUGCUGUGAUGGAGAAGAUCUCAGAGAAGAGUUCUGAGGUGUUGGAGAAGGGCAGGAGAAGUUUUGAGGGCGAGAGGAGGAGGAGGCAAAGGAUGCUGGAGCUGGUGAACUCUGAGUCUGAAAGAAGGGAGGAGGUUGUCCGAGUAUGUCAGCAGGUGGAAGAAAGUGAUGUGAUAACGUUUCUUUGAUGUCUAAAACUAUCAAUGAAAGGUUGAAAGAGAUGACAAAAUUAAAACAAUUCGCUGAGGCAGUUGACACUGUGUCUGUUAAGGAACCUAUAACAAAGUUCAAAAUCGACGUAGCCAUUCCACUUGAUAAAUUCCUGACCUUGCGUGAAGUACCCGUGACAAGAGAUCAGUUAUCAUUACCCAGUGAUGUUAACCUUUCUCGCACUUUGAACCCUGACUCAGACAAAGACAGGGAGGACCUGCCAGACUUCAACAGAUUGAAAUCCCUUUCACCCACAGUAGGUUCUGAGAAGGUUAAUACAAGGACCCCUUCACACGGGGCUACUACAGAGUCAUCAGAAGACCAGCGACAAAAACAUGACAGACCUGUCACGAAAGGCCACCAUGAUUAUGCCCAUGAAGGACCUUCAGCUCGGAAACAAGAGCUAGUGGAAGAAACAUCCAGGGGUGAAGAAUCUGAAAUCGGCGGAGUUGAGGGGCUUGAUAAUGGGAAACAGUACAUGCAAUAUAAACGUCAGUUUAGCGUACAGAUUGGAACAGACGGCGCCCAGACAAGGUUGUCCUGCAUGGCUCAACGUUCAAACGGUACCCUAAUAGUUUUAGACGAACAGAAAUACAAAACUGAAAAUCUUUGAAACCAAUGGUCAGUUUGUAUAUUCAGUUUUACAAAAAGGAAAAUGUCAGUUGUUUAAACAGUUUGUGCACGUUGGCGAUGGCGACAAGAUUUUUGCCAUUUAUGAAAACAACUUGCUAAUCCUAACUCGACAUUUAAAGAUUUUGUCAAAACAUCCUCUUCUGCAAAAGCAAGACAUGAUUUGUGAACCUAUCGUGGCCAACUUUGGAGAGAACAUUGUCAUCGGAAAUCUUCCAAACAGAGAGAUGAAAGUGAUGGCAACAUCAGGAAAGAUGAUCAGAAAGUGGACAAGUCAAGUCACUGGCGAGAUGACGUCACUGAAGCACGUGGGUGACGACGCUGUCAUCUCCUGCACGUCGCAAGGAAAGGGUGCCGUGUGUAUGGAGUCUGAAGGAAAUGGUUGCCUUCUUAAAAUCAGUGGUAGAAAACGGAAUGGAAUGAAGUGGCGGCCCUCAGACGCAGUCUUCAGCACAAAGGGUCGCACGAUUGUGUCUGAUAUGCACAGGAAUGACAUCCUGAUUUUCUCUCCAAGUGGUGAGGCUUUGUGCGUUGUUGACACGUUACGGAACCAUGUUUCGGAACCCAACUGUUUGGUGAUAGGGGAUUACGUUGACUUGUAUGUCUCAUGCAAAGAUGGAGUGAUAGCUGUGUAUAAAUUACAGUAAAACUACGGCAUCUUUGAAGGUGCAAGAUUUGGUCGCCAUUUAUUGCAUUACAUGAAUGGUAUUGUUAUGAUGCAUUUGACAAAACAAAUAUGGCUGCAACAACUUUUAUGAAUAGUCGGACUCAAUUGUUUACAGAGCGCUAGCUGGACAUUUGAAGCAUGCUGCUUUGAACAACAGAACCCAGCGAAAACUCUCCUUCCCCCCCCCCCCCCUU